Messenger RNA from Telopea speciosissima, 3323 nucleotides. RefSeq names its product receptor protein kinase TMK1-like. Gene Ontology annotation, molecular function: protein kinase activity; ATP binding; protein binding. Lineage: Eukaryota; Viridiplantae; Streptophyta; Magnoliopsida; Proteales; Proteaceae. The transcript has 2 exons. Gene Ontology annotation, biological process: protein phosphorylation. The record is from RefSeq and is a predicted model, not a curated record. Bases 204 to 3050 code for a protein of 948 amino acids.
UGCUUUGGAUUCUUUCCUGAAUCUCCGCCGCUCUCUGUGCACUCUAAAAUCUUACCCUGUCUCUCUGUCUUCAGGCUUCCCUCUUCAACCUCAGCGACGAAAACCUAGCCAUGAUGCCGACUUAAACGUUGUGGGGAACCGUCUCUGCAAAAAUCUGUCUAGAGUUUUUUUGUUUUUGGAAUUUAUCGUGUUGGGUUCUAAAGAUGAGGAAGAUGAAGAAAAACCAUCUUGAAUGUGGAGUUCUAGACAUUCUUUUUGUAGUUUUGAUCUCUUCAGUGUUUAUUCCUGUAAAGUCCCAGACAAACUCAGUAGAUGUUACAGCGAUGAUGGCUUUGAAGCAGAGUUUGAACCCUCCGAAAUCCCUUGGAUGGACUGACCCAGAUCCUUGUCAAUGGAAAAAUGUGGGCUGCACAGAUGCAAGGAUAACCCGCAUUCAAAUUGGAAACCAGGGUCUCUCAGGUACUCUUCCUUCUAAUCUUCAAAAUCUCGUCGCCCUGCAACGAUUGGAGUUAAUGGAUAACAAUAUCACUGGUCCUCUACCAAGUUUGAGUGGGUUGGGUUCGUUACAGUUUUUGCUUCUUAGUAAUAACCAGUUCUCUUCCAUACCGGCGGAUUUCUUUAACGGGCUUUCAUCGCUUCAAGCUGCUGAGUUAGAUAAGAAUCCCUUUUCAGCAUGGGAGAUUCCGGACAGUCUUCAGAAUGCGACGAGCCUUGCGAAUUUCUCUGCAAAUUCAGCCAACAUUACAGGAAAGAUUCCUGAUUUCGUUGGGGUAAAUGUCUUUCCGAGCUUGACGAAACUGCAUUUAGCUUUCAAUAACCUCGAAGGUGGGAUACCGGCGAGCUUCGAUGGGUCUCUAAUACAGUCUCUGUGGCUGAAUGGGCAGACAACGAAGCUCAACGGAAGCAUUCAGGUUCUACAGAAUAUGACCUCCCUCACGGAGGUGUGGCUGCACUCAAACGCUUUUACAGGGCCCUUGCCGGACGUUUCUGGGUUAGAAAACUUACAGAGCUUCAGUGUUAGGGACAACCAGUUAACGGGUCCUGUUCCAGAUUCUUUGGUGUCUCUUCCAUCGCUGAAGAGUGUGAAUUUAACGAAUAAUUGGCUUCAAGGGCCUACACCAAAGUUCCCAAGUUCUGUUUCGGUGGAUAUGGCUGGUCUGAACGGCUUCUGCUUGCUCACUCCAGGAGCUGCUUGUGAUUCCCGUGUGAAUGUUUUGCUCUCAAUUGCAAAAGAUAUGGAUUACCCACUGAAGUUUGCUCAAAAUUGGAUUGGGAACAAUCCAUGCGCAUCAUGGAUCGGGAUUUCAUGUAUCAGCGGUAACAUCUCUGUCAUUAAUUUUCAGAAAAUGGAUCUUACCGGUACGAUCUCUCCCGACUUCUCUAAACUUCAAUCGUUGCAAAAAUUGAUUCUUGCGGGUAAUAAGCUCACCGGUGCCAUUCCGGAGGAGCUGACAACUCUGCUUAGUCUUACUGAACUUGAUGUGUCAAACAAUCAGCUUUCUGGGCAAGUCCCAAAAUUUAGAAGCAAUAUUGUUGUAAACACAAAUGGUAACCCAAACAUCGGGAAAGACAUUUCUCCAACCUCAGGUGGGGGUUCUUCUGGCACAUCAACUGUGGUUGAUAGUGGAAAUGGAACAAGUAGCAGAGGGAGUCCAAACAGUAAAUCUUCAGAUUCUGUUGGGAUUAUAGUGGGUUCAGUAAUUGCUGGUAUCUUUCUGGUUUUCUUGGCUGGGCUGUUGGGCUUUUGUCUUCACCGAAGAAAGCAAAAACGGUUGGGUAGGGUCCAGAGUCCCAAUGAAAUGGUGGUGCAUCCUCGCCAUUCUGGCUCUGACCCUGAGAUAUUGAAGAUCACAGUUGCUGGACCAAGUGCAAAUGGUGUGGCCUCAAGUGAAAGCUAUAGCCGGACAAGCAGUGGACCGAGUGACAUUCAUAUGGUUGACACAGGAAACAUGGUGAUUUCCAUUCAAGUCCUAAGGAAUGUGACUAACAAUUUUAGUGAACAGAACAUAUUGGGACGAGGAGGUUUCGGGACAGUGUACAAAGGUGAAUUGCAUGAUGGUACAAAGAUUGCAGUGAAGAGAAUGGACUCUGGUGUAUUGACUGAGAAGGGACUGAUAGAAUUCAAGUCUGAGAUUGCUGUUCUUACCAAGGUCCGACACCGUCAUCUUGUUGCUCUUCUUGGGUAUUGUUUGGAUGGAAAUGAGAGGCUUCUUGUGUACGAGUACAUGCCUCAGGGGACUCUGAGCCGGCAUCUUUUCAAUUGGAAAGAAGAAGGGCUGAUGCCACUAGAGUGGACAAAAAGAUUGAGCAUUGCCCUGGAUGUGGCUAGGGGUGUUGAGUAUCUUCAUAGUUUAGCCCAUCAAAGCUUUAUUCACAGGGACCUAAAGCCUUCAAACAUUCUUCUAGGAGAUGAUAUGAGGGCUAAGGUAGCAGAUUUUGGUCUUGUUCGUCUUGCUCCUGAAGGGAAGACUUCUAUUGAGACAAGAGUCGCAGGAACCUUUGGGUAUCUUGCUCCAGAAUAUGCAGCGAUGGGGCGAGUAACUACCAAGGUCGAUGUCUUCAGUUUUGGUGUGAUAUUGAUGGAGCUUAUCACAGGGAGGAAGGCUCUUGAUGGAACCCAGCCUGAAGAAAGCAUGCACCUAGUAACUUGGUUUAGGAGAAUGCACAUCAACAAGGAUACAUUCCGCAAGGCCAUAGACCCUACAAUGGACCUCAACGAGGAGACCCUUGCCAGUGUAAGCACUGUUGCUGAGUUGGCCAUGCACUGUUCUGCAAGGGAGCCAUAUCAAAGACCAGACAUGGGCCAUGCUGUCAAUGUGCUAUCAUCUCUAGCAGAGUUAUGGAAGCCAUCGAACCCUGACUCGGAGGACAUGUAUGGCAUCGACCUUGACAUGACCCUACCACAGGCGCUUAAGAAGUGGCAGGCAUUCGAGGGAAGCAGUCACAUGGACACAUCAUCAUACCUUGCCAGCAUGGAUAACACACAGACCAGCAUACCCAACCGGCCUAAUGGAUUUGCAGAUUCAUUUACAUCUGCCGAUGGAAGGUGAGGGAAGAAAGAUGGACAUUUAAAUUUUGGGUUCAUUACCUAGAGAAAAAUAUUGGGUUAAUGGUGGUUGUGACUCAUGAAUCAUGUGAGCUCUGCUUUGUUCAUUCCAUUUGCUUCUCCUCUGCUUUCGCAUCUUCUUGUAAGGGUUUGUUCUUUCCUUUAUUCUCUUUUUCAUGUUUAAUGGGUCCCUGUUGGGAUGUUACCAUCUGGAAUUUGGAGUUUGGACAAUCUUUUUAGUUAAAGUUUUCUUUUGGGGAGAGGAGCGUAUGAGGUG